Myotis brandtii (Brandt's bat) is the source of this 2219-nucleotide messenger RNA. RefSeq names its product MFNG O-fucosylpeptide 3-beta-N-acetylglucosaminyltransferase (gene MFNG). The transcript is spliced from 7 exons. Lineage: Eukaryota; Metazoa; Chordata; Mammalia; Chiroptera; Vespertilionidae. Gene Ontology annotation, molecular function: O-fucosylpeptide 3-beta-N-acetylglucosaminyltransferase activity. Gene Ontology annotation, biological process: regulation of Notch signaling pathway; pattern specification process. The coding region runs from base 85 to 1170 and encodes 361 amino acids. The record is from RefSeq and is a predicted model, not a curated record. Gene Ontology annotation, cellular component: Golgi membrane.
UGCCUGCCAGACUUUUGUCUUUGCCGGAGCCCCUCCCCGUCCAGUUGGGAUUUGGGGGCCGAGCUGUCUGGGGUCCCAGGGCCAAUGCAGUGCCGGCUCCUCCGGGGCCUGGCAGGCGCCCUCCUCACCCUCCUGUGCUUGGGGCUCCUCUCCCUUCGCUACCACGUGAGCCGGUCCCCGAAGAGCGUGCAGGAGACCCCCGGGCUGAGCCCACCGAGCCCGCCGCCCCCGGAGCUGCAGCUGCAGGACGUCUACAUCGCUGUCAAGACGACCCGCGCCUUCCACCGCUCUCGCCUGGACCUGCUGCUGGACACGUGGGUCUCCAGGACCAGGGAACAGACGUUUGUCUUCACUGACAGCCGGGAUGAAGGCCUCCAGGAGAGACUGGGGCCCCACCUAGUGGUCACCAACUGCUCUGCGGAGCACAGCCACCCAGCCCUGUCCUGCAAGAUGGCUGCUGAGCUGGAUGCCUUCUUGGCCAGUGGACUGCGGUGGUUCUGCCACGUGGAUGAUGACAACUAUGUCAACGCAAGGGCGCUGCUGAAGCUGCUAAAGGCCUUUCCGCAGACGAUGGAUGUCUAUAUCGGCCGGCCCAGCCUGAACCGGCCCAUCCACGCUGCGGAGCCGCAGCCCCACAAUCGCACGAGGCUGGUCCAGUUCUGGUUUGCCACUGGGGGUGCUGGCUUCUGCAUCAGCCGGAAACUGGCUUUGAAGAUGGCCCCAUGGGCCAGUGGCCCCCGCUUCGUGGACACAUCUGCGCUCAUCCGGCUCCCUGACGACUGCACGGUGGGCUACAUAAUCGAGUGCAAGCUGGGCGGCCGCCUGCAGCCCAGCCCCCUCUUCCACUCCCACCUGGAGACCCUGCAGCUGCUGGGGGCUGCCCAGCUCCCGGAGCAGACCUCCAGGGAUGUGAUGCUAAAAUUCUUUGAACUGGUCCCCAAGUGCCAGCUGGAAGGACCUACCCAGAUGGGACGAAGCUUGUCUUCAGGUUCAGAUAACCUUGCUCCCAACCCGCUGCCUCCUGUCCCUCUCUCCUUUCUUCAACCUGCCGUCCUCUUCACAUCCCUCCGAAGGGACCAGCCCUGCCCUGGCAGCUCUGCCCUUUGUCAGCGGUCCCUCCCUCCCUUCCUCAGAGCUUCCCUGCCCACUGCUCGCUGCUUUUCCUUCUAACCCAGACGUUACUGGGAAGGACCGGUCUUCGGUGAGGACAUUGAAGCAUGAAGUCAGGCUCGGGGAGGGGUAAUGGCUACUGAGGUCCCACUGGCUCGGCCUUGCGGAUGCUCUUCUCCAGCUCAUAGGGUCCAGCCCUGUAGGUGGUCCUGGCUGGGGGGCCCCUGGCAUCUUCUGCCCAACAGUGCCAGGCAGAGCCCUUUCGGCAGCCAGUGAUAGCAAAGCAACAGGGACUGGAUAAACGACAGGACGGUUAUGGGCCCGUGCGCCUGCGAAGCUGAGGGCUUGGCUGGACUCGCUGGGCCUGGCUCUAGGGGUCUGUCCCCUUGUUCACCUGCCUUCCCCCACGCUGGCCCGGUUCUCAGGCAGCUCGCCCGCUUGCUGGCACGCCGGCAGCCCAGGUUUCUCUCACCCGGAGGAGGAGGGUGCCUCCUUCCGCAGAUCCCAAGGCUGCGCUCACUGGUCAGGCGGCCUGCUUGGGUCAUGUGACGGGUCUCCUGUCAGCGCCCAGAGUUAGUGUAGGUCACUAGGCCUGGAGCUGGCUGUGGGGUUGGUCCCAUUAGCACCUCAGGGCCUGAAGCCAGGAAAGGGGGGCAGAUUUGAGGCAACCAAACCGGGGCACCUGAAUGGGGUAACCAGGGCACCCUAUGGGCUUUCCAGAGCACUCACUGUGUCGGGCACCACGCUGGGGCCUUAUCUUCUUUAACUCCCUGGUUUCUCACAACACGCACAGGAGGUUGGUGCUAACAUUUCCAUUCCACAGAUGGAGAAACUGAGGCCCAGAGAGCGGAACUAGCCAUGGCCACAUGAGUACAUGGCAGAGGGGGAUUUGAGCCCUGGUGGGGUGACCCCUAAGCUGACAGUCGAUAGCCACUGCCCUUGACAGCCUUGGACUGGGGUCGUGAUCCCGAGUCCCUGCUGCUUGCAGAGAACCGGAGGCUCUGGGUAGGGGAAGGGGGAUCUGAGAGGGCCCACAGUGAGCCUCGGGAAACCUCCACCAGGCACACAGCGUACUGGAAAGAUGCCUUCCCUCUCGGCCUCAGUUUCCC